Messenger RNA from Cucurbitaria berberidis CBS 394.84, 2259 nucleotides. RefSeq names its product fumarate reductase. Bases 237 to 2156 code for a protein of 639 amino acids. The transcript has 4 exons. Gene Ontology annotation, molecular function: oxidoreductase activity; FMN binding. NCBI's taxonomy places the organism in Eukaryota, Fungi, Ascomycota, Dothideomycetes, Pleosporales, Cucurbitariaceae. The record is from RefSeq and is a predicted model, not a curated record.
ACGCCGUGGUGGACAAACAGCUGGCAGCUGAUUUGCUGUGGGCUGGACUCGCACUAACGCCCUUCACUGGCUUGAGCCGAGGCUGUGGGGAAUCGUUCGACUAGUAGUGUGAAGCCGAGCGGAGUGCAUCGAUCCGUCAUACAAAGACCCCGGAUUGCUGCUCUCCUUCUCCCGCAUCUGCGCCCUCACUAGACUCUUCCUGUCCUUCAUUCUCCCUCGCAUUUGCAUCUGUCACCAUGUCGCAACCACAGCGCAUCAUUGUCGUUGGCGCUGGCUUAUCCGGCUUGAGCGCUGCUCACACCAUCUAUCUUGCUGGUGGCAAUGUCGUUCUCCUAGACAAAAACAACUUCAUGGGAGGCAACUCCACCAAGGCCACCUCUGGAAUCAACGGCGCCCUCACACGGACCCAAGUAGACCACGGCAUUCCCGACAGCGUCAAGCAAUUCUACGAUGACACACUCAAAUCCGCCCGAGACAAGGCGCGGCCGGAUCUGAUCAAGGUCCUCACCUACAAGUCCGCUGCUGCCGUCGAGUGGUUGAUGGAUGUCUUCAACCUCGACUUGACGCUUGUUUCGCGGUUAGGUGGUCAUUCCCAGCCCCGAACGCACCGUGGCCACGAUGCCAAGUUCCCCGGUAUGGCCAUCACAUACGCGCUGAUGCAGCGAUUUGAGGAGUUGGCCGAGCAGGAGCCAGAACGCGUCCAGCUUGUCAAGAAGGCAAAGGUCACAAAGGUCAACACGGAGGCCAACCGUGUUACCGGAGUUACAUACCUCUUCAACGGCGAGGAGACGACAGUGGACGGCCCAGUCAUUCUUGCGACUGGUGGCUAUGCUGCCGACUUUACAGAGGACUCGCUGCUGAAGAAAUGGAGGCCAGACACUUUCGAUCUGUCAACCACCAACGGUGCUCACGCUACCGGUGACGGUCACAAGAUGCUGAUGAAGAUUGGCGCUCAGGGGAUUGACAUGGACAAGGUCCAGGUACACCCUACUGGCCUGGUAGAUCCCAAGGACCCUACGGCGAAGACCAAGUUCUUGGCUGCCGAAGCUCUCCGUGGCGAGGGCGGUAUCCUCCUCAACAACAAGGGCAAGCGCUUCUGCGAUGAUCUCGGCCACCGCGACUACGUUUCCGGCAUGAUGUGGGGCGAGAAGGAAAAGGGCAACUGGCCUAUUCGUCUUGUCCUCAACUCAAAGGCCUCCAACGUCCUCGACUUCCACACGAGGCAUUACUCUGGCCGCGGUCUGAUGAAGAAGAUGACUGGCAAAGAGCUCGCCAAGGAGAUUGGCGUCAGCGACAAGGAGCUCCAGGAGGAGUUCAAGAGCUACAAUGCCAUCGCCAAGGGCGAAAAGAAGGACACCUGGAACAAGAAGUACUUCCACAACUUGCCCUUUGACAUUGACGACACUUUUCACGUGGCGCAUAUGGAGCCUGUGCUCCACUUCACCAUGGGUGGUAUUGAGAUCAACGACCAGGCACAGUGUUUGAACGCAGACGGCAAGCCAUUCGACGGCCUGUACGUCUGUGGUGAGCUUGCUGGUGGUGUCCAUGGUGCCAAUCGCCUCGGUGGUUCAUCACUACUUGGCUGCGUUGUGUACGGCCGUGUCGCAGGAGAGUCAGCGUCCAAGUACCUCUUCCAACAAGCGCUGAACUCAGCUGGUGGCUCAGCUGUCUCCCGUCUCGGCCAAAUCUCUCUACACAUCGACCCAUCAACGCCCGGUAAGAUCUCGGUCGAGUGGGGUAACGGGGCCAGCGGUAGUGCUCCUGGUGGCGGUCAAGGACAAGACAAGGUCCAACAACAGAAACAAGAAUCAGCGGGCCCGGUUUUGAAGGGCGACGCCGACUCAGAAGAUCCCGGCAAGGUCUCGAAACCCAACGAGCCCAAGAAGUUCAACAUCCCAGAGAAGGAGUUCUCCCUUGAGGAGAUUGCGAAGCACAACAAGAAGGACGACCUAUGGAUCGCUGUAAAGGGUAUCGUCAUGGACGUUACCAACUGGACAGACGAGCACCCUGGUGGUCCUCAGGCCCUCUUCAGCCACAUGGGCAAGGACGCAUCGGAGGAGUUUGAGAUGCUACAUGAUGAUGAGGUUAUUCCCAAGUAUGCGCCUGAGAUUGUCAUUGGAAGGGUCAAGGGGCAGGAGGUGACGCUGGAGUAUUGAGAGGAUUCGAUGUUUGGAUUGUACUUCUAGCCUGUUAUUGGAAUAUAUACUACUUACAUGCCUUCAACCACUGUACUUUGACUUGUGGAACUUAUGUGUUUCG